This is a messenger RNA of Anastrepha ludens (Mexican fruit fly), 3263 nucleotides long. Its product is annotated as semaphorin-2A-like. NCBI's taxonomy places the organism in Eukaryota, Metazoa, Arthropoda, Insecta, Diptera, Tephritidae. The record is from RefSeq and is a predicted model, not a curated record. The transcript is spliced from 15 exons. Gene Ontology annotation, biological process: semaphorin-plexin signaling pathway; positive regulation of cell migration; negative chemotaxis. Bases 1 to 2661 code for a protein of 886 amino acids. Gene Ontology annotation, molecular function: semaphorin receptor binding; chemorepellent activity.
AUGGUCCGACAAGGAAGACACCAAACACGUAAGCCAGCAUACUGGUGGAAUGACGAGAUUGCGGAGUUGCGAGCACAAUGCAAUCGGGCCAGAAGGCUAUGUCAGCGCUCACGGAAUGCAACCAACACUGUAGAACUCAGGCUCAACUACAAAAAUAAGCGUAAAGCGCUUAAACUGGCCAUUCGCGAUAGCAAGCGCAAUAUGUUCAAAGAGCUAUGUGACGACGUCAAUAAUAACCCAUGGGGCUCAGCCUAUAAAAUAGUGCGGAACAAGAUGAAACAGACGGUACAACCAACAUGCCCAAUUCUCUUGGACCAGAUUGUACGAGAACUCUUCCCUCCGCAGCCUGACUUUGUGAGAAAGAUAGAUAGCGAACCAGCCACCAACAUCCCGGCGGUAAAUGUAGCCGAAGUGCUCAAACUAAGUAGCAAAUUAUCGUCUCGAAAAGCGCCUGGGCCAGAUGGAAUUCCAAACAUUGCGUUGAAAAAAGCCGUGCUGCAAAACCCGUGCUUGUUUGCGAGAAUUUUUAAUGUGUACCUGCAAGAAGGCGUCUUUCCAAAUAUCUGGAAACUACAAAAAUUGGUACUUGUACCAAAAAAACCAGGUGCUUGCGCUCCAAAUGAAUACCGUCCACUGUGUAUGCUGGACUCCAUUGAUCAUGUCAAAGAUUUCAGCUGUGGGCCGCUGCAUUAUAAAACUUUUUAUUUCGACGAGAAUAACAAUGCGUUAUAUGUGGGCGCUAUGGAUCGCAUAUUUCGUUUAAAUCUACAAAAUAUUAGUCAAUCAAUUUGUGAGCGUGACGUGCUCAUACUGGAACCUUCCGGUUCAGAUAUACUCAGUUGCGUGUCGAAGGGCAAGCGUGAGGUGGAAUGCCGCAAUCACAUACGCGUUAUACAGCCGAUGGACUCUGGGACACGUUUGUAUGUUUGUGGUACGAAUGCGCACAAUCCAAAGGACUACGUGAUAAAUGCGAACUUAACACAUUUACCCAGAUCCGAAUACGUGCCUGGCAUUGGCUUAGGCAUUGGCAAGUGCCCCUAUGAUCCCGCCGAUAACUCUACAGCCGUUUAUGUGGAGAAAGGAAAUCCCUUUGGAUUACCAGCGCUGUAUUCCGGCACAAAUGCUGAAUUUACUAAGGCUGAUUCGGUUAUAUUCCGUUCAGAUUUGUAUAAUUUAACAUCCGGUCGGAAGGAGCACAAUUUCAAACGCACCGUGAAAUAUGAUUCCAAAUGGCUUGAUAAACCGAAUUUUGUCGGCUCCUUUGAUGUUGGCGAAUACGUCUACUUCUUUUUCCGCGAACAUGCCGUCGAGUAUAUCAACUGUGGCAAGGCCAUCUACUCGCGCAUUGCACGAGUGUGCAAAAAUGAUCGUGGCGGCAAAUAUAUGAUCAGCCAAAAUUGGGCGACCUAUCUGAAGGCGCGCAUCAAUUGCAGCAUCUCCAGCGAAUUCCCAUUCUACUUCAAUGAAAUCCAAUCGGUGUAUAAAAUGCCAACAGAUGACACCAAAUUCUAUGCCACCUUCACGACGAACACACACGGCAUUCUCGGUUCGGCGGUGUGCAGCUACGAUAUACGCGACAUCAAUGCUUCCUUCGAAGGCAAAUUCAAAGAGCAGGCAACCUCAAACUCAGCUUGGCUGCCGGUGCUCAAUUCCAAAGUGCCCGAACCCAGACCGGGUACAUGCACCAACGAUACGGCAGCGCUGCCAGAUUCGGUGUUGAAUUUCAUACGCAAACAUCCGCUAAUGGACAAGGCAGUCGAUCAUGAAUUUGGCAAUCCAGUAUUUUACAAAAGGGAUAUCAUACUAACUAAAUUGGUGGUGGAUAAGAUACGCAUCGAUAAACUAAAUCAAGAGUAUCUGGUGUACUUCGUGGGCACCAGCACUGGCCUCAUUUACAAAAUCGUACAAUUCAUACGCUACGGUCAACGUUUCUCCAAUCUACUCGACGUACUGGAGGUGGCCUACAAUGAGCCGAUACGCGAAAUGGGUCUGAGUCAGAAGACGGGCUCAUUGUACUUGGCUACGGAUCACAAUGUGAAGCAAAUCGAUUUGGCGAUGUGCGCCCGCCGCUACGAUUCGUGUUUCCGCUGCGUCGCCGAUCCGUAUUGCGGCUGGGACAAGGACGCGAGCACCUGCAAGCCAUACCAGCUGGGAUUGCUGCAGGAUGUUGCCAAUGAGACUUCCGGUAUUUGUGACACGAGCGUUUUGAAAAAACGUAUCACCGCCUCGUACGGCCAGACACUGCAUCUGUCGUGUUUCGUUAAAAUCCCUGAGGUGCUGAGGCAGAAGUCGGUGCGCUGGUAUCACCAUUCAACGGAGCGAGGACGCUAUGAAAUAAUUUACAGUCCCGCCAAAUACAUUGAAACCUCCGAGGGCGGCUUGGUGAUUAUAUCGGUGAAUGAAGGAGAUGGCGGACGGUAUGACAGCUACCUGGAUGGUACGCUGCUGUGCAGUUACAGCGUCAAUGUCGAUGCGCACAGAUGUACGCCGCCUUCGAAGAAAAACGAUUACCAGAAAAUCUACUCGCAUUGGUGCAAUGAAUUUGAGAAAUACAAGUCGGCCAUGAAGCAAUGGCAGGCCAAACAGGAGCAAUGCAAUAUGAAGGAGAAGGCGAAUGGAAAGCAUAUAAAUGAAGUCUUCAGUAAUGAUGGUGUGGUCUGACCGCCAGGUAGUGCGAGUAACCACUAAAGACUGACAUUUUUAAGCUUUUGAAAGACAAUAUUUUCAUAUUUUUAAAACAUUUUAAUUUGCUACAAAUUCUUGUAACCGAAAAGUUCUGCACAUAAAAAAUAUCAAACAGGAUGGAAUGACAAACAAAAAAAACAACAAAAUCAAGAGAAUUGUAUAGUAUCAAAAACCAAGUUAAAAUACGUAGAUAAAAACUUAAAGCAGUCGAGAUAAGAUUGCACUGGAAAAGGGCGAGCGGUGUUUUUAAGAAAAUGCCUACGACAGCUCGAAGGAAAUCUACAAACGGGAGCGAAGCAACGGCACUGGGCGCAUAAGGUGGAGUGAGAUUUUUAACUAUAUAAAGCAUACAGAACACACAAGCAUUUACACGUACAUAUAUGCACACAAGGGCAAAGUCACACACCCAUACAAAUAUGGAAUAAACACAAGAAAGCUUGCGUCGAAGAGGACGACAACAGAAAAGUUACUAACAAAGAGAUCCUGCCAGCAAACAAAACAAAAAAAAUAACGAAAGAAAAACAAAGAAACGUAAUAAUAAAAAAAAAAAAAAAAAACAAAUUCACAAAAGCAACAAC